Messenger RNA from Episyrphus balteatus (marmalade hoverfly), 1768 nucleotides. RefSeq names its product 2-succinylbenzoate--CoA ligase-like. The record is from RefSeq and is a predicted model, not a curated record. Gene Ontology annotation, molecular function: medium-chain fatty acid-CoA ligase activity. The coding region runs from base 22 to 1707 and encodes 561 amino acids. The transcript has 3 exons. Gene Ontology annotation, biological process: fatty acid metabolic process. NCBI's taxonomy places the organism in Eukaryota, Metazoa, Arthropoda, Insecta, Diptera, Syrphidae.
GUAUCUAUUUAAUAAAUAAUCAUGGUAACCGAAUAUAUUGAAUCUGAAAAAUUGUGGCGUUCACAAAAACUUGAAAUAAAUUUCUCAAGUCUUGGCAAGGCUAUAUUGGAUAAACUGACUGAAAGUUGUCUAACAAAUCCGGAUAGAGUUUUGGAAGUUUAUCAUGAAAACGGAUCAAAAUUAACAGUUGAAGAUGCACGCUGUCAAACAAUUACCGUUGCUCAAAAUUUGUUAAAAAUUGGUGUCAAAGAAGGUGAUACUGUUAUUUUGUAUUCUAGACCAAACUUAAAAAUAACGCCAAUAUCGUUUGCCUGUUACUUAAUUGGAGCUGCAGUGAAUUUUUUUGAUAUAAAUCUUGAGCAGGAUGUUAUCAACUAUUCUUUUGAAAAACUGAAUCCAACUGUUAUAAUAUUCGAACAAGAAUUCAAAACUAAAACUUUAAAAGCUAUUGAGUGUGUGAAUCCACCCAAGCUUAAGUUUAUCUUAAGUUGUAAUUCCCAUCAGCCUUCAUCUGUAGAUGAAGUUCUGUUUAAGACCACCGCUGAAAUUGAAAGCUUCCAGGCGCCAGAAAUUAGUGACCCAUUUACAGUGCCAGCGUUCUUAGCUUUUACAUCGGGUUCGACAGGAAUGCCAAAAAUUGCUAUUCACUCUCAUGCAAUGGUGUUGCAGGGUCUUUAUAACGGCUGGUGGCAACUCCCACCACAAAGUGUUGUUUGUAUUUUGUGUGAUUUGCGUUGGAUAUGUCAAAUUGAAAUGACGUUGCAGCCUGUAUUCUUUGAUGUUAAACGUGUUUGCACCACAACAAGAGAAAAAGACUUGACUGGAGAAUUAGAGGCAGAUAUUAUUCAUACUCAAGGCGUUACACAUUAUUCGGUUGUUCCCAUGUUACUUUUAGAUCUUUUAAGAAAUGUUCAGGAAUCGGGAAAGAUAUCAAUCUUAGACUCCUUGCAAUCAGUUUUGCUAAUUGGUGAAGUUGUUCCCGAGCCAUUGCUACCCUAUGCCAAAAAAAUUCUCCCCAAUUGUAAGGUCAUCAAAUGCUAUGGAAUGACAGAACUGCCAGGAAUGGUUGUCUCCGAUGAGAUGGAAAUCGAAAAUCAAUCGAAUUUAAAUGGAGGAGGUGCUUUGAAGGAUGGUUUCAUGGUGAAAAUCAUUGACGAAGAUGGAAAUAAAUUGGGCCCAAAUCAAAAAGGACGACUUCUAUUCAAUUCGGAAGUUCCAAUUUUGGGCUAUUUAAAAGAUGAUAAAGCAAAUAAAUUGGUUUUUGUGGAUGAAGAAGGAUGGUUCGAUACACAAGACUAUGCAUUUAUGGAUGACAAUAAACUUUUGAACUUGGUGACACGAUCGAAGUUUUUACUUCGAUCUUCUACAAAAACAAUUGUUCCAAGUGAAGUGGAGAAUAUUAUGACUGGACAUGAGAGUGUUUUGGCAUGUGCGUUAAUUGGACAUCCAGAUCCUGUUCAGUUGGACGAUGAUAUUGGUACAGUGUUUGUUGUAUUGAAAAAUCAUCAAAAUGUAGUCGAUGAUGAGGUUGAGACUGAUUUAAAGACAUUCCUUAAGACUAAACUCACAGAAGAACAAUUGCAAAUUGUUAGGUUUUUAAGAGUAAUUUCGGAAUUACCAUUAACAACUUGCUCGAAAGUAAAUCGAAAAAAAUUAAAAACAAUUGCUGCUACAGAAAUGUCAGAAAAAUAUUCAUUACUGUUCUAAAUUUUUUACUUGUAAACGUAACUUUUUUUUGACUGAUGUGUUUUAAGUAUUCAAUUCAAUA